This is a messenger RNA of Aspergillus niger, 2091 nucleotides long. RefSeq lists its product as uncharacterized. The transcript is spliced from 4 exons. NCBI's taxonomy places the organism in Eukaryota, Fungi, Ascomycota, Eurotiomycetes, Eurotiales, Aspergillaceae. Gene Ontology annotation, cellular component: nucleus. Gene Ontology annotation, biological process: DNA-templated transcription. Gene Ontology annotation, molecular function: DNA binding; zinc ion binding. The record is from RefSeq and is a predicted model, not a curated record. Bases 1 to 2091 code for a protein of 696 amino acids.
AUGUCAUCUCCGGAAGGAGAGACUGAUCCUACUUAUUCGACUCCCGCAUCAAAUCAUGCAGGAACAGCAAGCGCCAAUGAACCAGAAGGUAGAUUGAUAGGCCUGGGGCUGGAAGAACCCCUACCCACGCAGGAGGUUAUUGAUGAGCUGACCACGAUAUACUUCGAGAAGAUACAUCUGCGGCUUCCCAUGAUACAUCGCCCAAGGUAUCUGGCAGCUUCGAGCCUUGCUCCUGCCUCACGACCCCCUAUAUGCUUACAGUACAUAAUGUGGUGUCAUGCGGCGUCUGUCACCAACAAGUACGCCAGUCUUCACAGUAUUUUUUACCAGCGGGCUCGUAAGUACGCUGAACUAGACGAGUUGGAAGGUCUUGGCGAGCGUGCGUUGUCUACCGCACAUUGUCAAACCUGGGUGCUCAUCGGCACAUACGAAUUCAAAAUGAUGUUUCUUCCUCGAGCGUGGCUAAGUGUCGGGAAGGCUGUCAGACUAGCGACUAUGCUAGGUCUAAAUGGUAUAGACGAAGAGGGUCUCAACGUCAAACAGACAUUGCCGCCUCCCAAAGACUGGUCUGAGAGAGAAGAGCGAAGGAGGGUAUUUUGGAUGGCGUUUUGUCUUGAUAGAUACGCAAGCGUCGGUACUGGAUGGCCUGUCUCGUUUGAUGAGAGAGAUAUUUUCACGAACCUUCCUGCAUCAGAGGAAUCAUUUAUCGGCAACGAACCGCAACAAACCGGUCGACUCGCAGACGUACUGGUAACCGGGAAUAUUGCUACGAUGUCAACAUUUGCAGGAAUCGUGAUAUUAGCUUGCAUGUUCGGAAAGAAUGUAGCACAUCUGCAUCGACCUGAUCCCCAAGACAAUGAUCAUGAUCUCAAUGGCAGGUACUGGCAGCGGCACCGUGCCUUUGAUAAUCUUCUACUUCAUUUUGCCCUCUCCAUGCCAAGUCAUCUGCGACUGACAGUCUUAACGACCGAUCCAAACAUCAUAUUCUGCAACAUGGCUGUCCACACAGCAACGAUUUGUCUACAUCAAGGGGCGAUAUUCAAAGCUGAAAAGAAUAGAAUGCCGGAACAGAUUGCCACUGAGAGCAAGCGACGAUGUAUAUUAGCUGCCGAUCAAAUCUCCAACAUAAUGAAGAUGAUCAGUCAUCUGGAUCUAAGUGUUGUCAGUUAUAGCAUAACUUCUAUUCGACUUCAUUGUGCUAACACAAAGCAGAUGGAUCCAUUUAUGGCUUUUUGUAUAUACGUGGCUGCGCGCGUUUUCAUCCAAUACCUGAAGUUUCGCCCCAAUGACUCCGCUGCACGUUCAUCUCUCCAAUUUGCCUUUUCUGCACUCGAUGUCUUGAAACAAAAGAAUCCACUGGCUGAAUCAUUUAUGAUCCAACUUGAAUUUGACAUCGGUGGGACUGCCUUUGGAGAUGUUCGGACUCCGAAAAGGAUGUGCUUCGCGUCCCAUAUACCACAUACUAUGAAUGCAAACCAACCAAGAGUUCAGGCCGAUAAUUUAAUCCCAGAUCACCAUCAAAGCACUCCUGGACCCACACCCACUGCACAUGCAUAUCAACAGACUACCACUGAGAUGCCACCAGGCCGACCAAGCACAACGAUUCAAAACGGCACCAAUACAUCCAAUCACGCAGCACCGACCAGAAAGGGCAAUCCUAUAUCAAAUCUGGAUACGCACAUGCCUCCUACAUCCAACGACAAUGCCAACACCAAUCAGUCAACCAAUACCAUACCUUCACAGCUAGCUUCCACUCUGAACAACCUCAACAUGGGACCAACGACAUACCCCUCCUCAGCACAAGCCCCUAUUCAGCCAGAUGUGUUCUACCCCAAUGUCUUUGCUCCGUUCCAAUACGAAGCCGACACCUCCUUUCCCAAUCAGCCAACUCAGCUUGAUCCGACGAGAUCCGAAAACCCCCUCACUACUGAUUCUGCGUGGACUACCUCAGAGAACCCUAUACCUGACCUCAGCGAUGAAAAUCUAGUCAAUAAUCCGCCUAAUGGCCCCGAAGCUCUCAGCGACGCUCAGUGGGCAUUACUCGCUUCGGGGGCCUGGAAGUCGUGGCAAGGGUUGAAUUUUAUGUCUUGA